This is a messenger RNA of Fundulus heteroclitus (mummichog), 3160 nucleotides long. RefSeq names its product casein kinase I. The record is from RefSeq and is a predicted model, not a curated record. Lineage: Eukaryota; Metazoa; Chordata; Actinopteri; Cyprinodontiformes; Fundulidae. Gene Ontology annotation, cellular component: cytoplasm; nucleus; plasma membrane. Bases 864 to 2234 code for a protein of 456 amino acids. Gene Ontology annotation, molecular function: ATP binding; protein serine/threonine kinase activity. Gene Ontology annotation, biological process: positive regulation of canonical Wnt signaling pathway; peptidyl-serine phosphorylation; signal transduction. The transcript has 12 exons.
GAUUGGCGGAGCUUUGUAGUUGGCUAGCCAAACAUGCACUGUAAAAGAGAUGAGCAGGAAAACGAGUCGGAGAAAACCACCAGAGUUUAUUUCAAGCUGGGAGCUUAAGGACACACACAGGCCGUUUGGGCAUCCGAGACCUGGUUUUAACUUUGGUUAAAUGCAUCGGUUCUCCAGUCCGCAGCGUUUCUGGAACCACGGACCAAAGCCCCAUGUGGCGUAGAGGACCAAGCAGCUCAUAACUGGACGCGUGCUCAAGUCCUGCUUCUUUCCUGAGGCGCAUGGCAGCAAAGUCCUCAGCAGAUAGAGGUUUUUUUCCUGGCUGAAGGUCAGAGGUGGACCUCUGAACUCCUUUUCUGGGCCUUUUAUAUCUACUGUCAUGCUAGAUUGGCCUGUCUAAGCCUAAAGCAAGGCCACCUGCCUGGUUUCAUAGAGCAUGUCAGCGUUUGGCUAGCUACACAUGGUUUCACACCAGCCCACCAUCUUCCUUCACCAUCUCUGGCCCCUGCAAGGGGGACAAAAACGUCGCCCCUGGUUGUGCGUCCUCCUCUCCCCGUUUAGUUUUCAGUCCAACACACUGACAGUUCCUCACCCUUUCUACCACGUUUGUCUUUCUCCACACUUGAUAGGUAAUAGUUUUUAGAUGCUGUUCAGAGCUGUUUCAUUUGUUUUGAUUCAUCUCCCGUCCUUCCCAUUGUAGCACGUUUUAACCCCGCUCAGCCUCUUUUAAAGCCAAGGCGUGCCUCGGCGAGGACCACCGCAGCAGCAGCAGCUGGAAGCCAAGGCGCCAGGCAGUCGUUUUGGGGCUUGCUUUGGUGCAUGGAAUCAGCCUAACCGUGGAGAGGCCGGGCUACCACAAACUGAUGGACUUUGACAAGCGUGGGGCAGGGGGCGGGGGAGGAGGCGGAGGAAAGGCCGAGGCAGAGGACGGGAAGAGGAUGUCUGGGAAGACGGGGAGCAGAUCGGGACACAGCGGCCGGAGCGCCGGCUCCGGCUCUGGAGUUCUGAUGGUCGGACCAAACUUUCGGGUCGGCAAGAAGAUUGGCUGUGGGAACUUUGGAGAGCUGCGACUUGGAAAGAACCUGUACACCAAUGAAUACGUGGCCAUCAAACUGGAACCAAUCAAGUCGCGGGCGCCACAGUUGCAUCUAGAAUAUCGCUUUUAUAAACAACUGGGAAGUUCAGAGGGCGUACCUCAGGUGUUUUACUUUGGACCAUGCGGUAAAUACAACGCCAUGGUUCUGGAGCUGCUUGGACCCAGCCUAGAAGACCUGUUUGACCUCUGCGACCGGACCUUUUCUCUUAAAACUGUCCUCAUGAUAGCCAUACAGCUGAUAAGCCGCAUGGAGUUCGUCCACACCAGAAGCCUCAUCUAUCGCGACGUGAAACCCGAGAACUUCCUGGUGGGCCGGCCCGGCUCUAAACGGCAGCACACCAUUCACAUCAUAGACUUUGGCCUUGCAAAAGAAUACAUAGACCCCGAGACAAAGAAGCAUAUCCCGUACAGAGAACACAAGAGUUUGACUGGAACUGCCAGAUACAUGAGUAUCAACACACAUUUGGGGAAAGAGCAAAGCAGGAGGGAUGACCUGGAAGCCUUAGGCCACAUGUUCAUGUACUUUCUGCGGGGCAGCCUCCCAUGGCAGGGACUAAAGGCCGACACGCUGAAAGAACGCUAUCAGAAAAUAGGAGACACGAAGCGAGACACACCCAUAGAGGUGCUAUGUGAAAAUUUCCCAGAAGAGAUGGCCACCUAUCUGCGAUAUGUGCGGCGGCUGGACUUUUUCGAGAAGCCCGACUACGACUAUCUGAGGAAACUCUUCACAGACCUGUUCGACAGGAACGGAUACAUCUUUGAUUAUCAGUAUGACUGGACCGGAAAGCCACUGCCAACUCCUAUUGGUCCAGUGGCUACUGAAACCACGCUUCAGACCAGCAACCGAGAAAAGGCACCUCAAACCAAAAAUCAGUCUCCAGAGGGGAAAGGCAGUGAGUCUCAACCCACUCCAGUCACCAACCAGGAGCUGAUGGGCUCCCACCUCACUGCAGAUAGGCUGGGAGGGUCUGUCCAGGUGAUGAGCUCCACCAAUGGAGAGCUGAAUACCGACGACCCUACUGCUGGACAUUCUAAUGCACCAAUCACAGCCAACGCAGAGGUCGAAGUCCCUGAUGAUAUAAAGUGCUGCUGUUUCUUCAAGAGGAGGAAGAGGAAAGCUCUCCAGAGACACAAGUGAAAAGAAGAGACGGGAGAGAAAACGUUUUCGUCUCUCUUUCCUGAAGUCUUUCUCAAGCCAUUUUCAUUGACCUCUCUCUCUGUUGUUUAUCCGCUAGUUUCUGCUCUGGUCUGUAUAGACAGACAGCGAAAGGCUUUACCCGUUUCACCAACCAAUUUCAAAUGUGCUGUCCGUCCCAGCGGUGGACUCUGGUAUUUCUGGCCACGCAUUCAGAUGAAAACGGACCAGUGCCGUUGUCGGGACAAUAAAGGAGCAGUGGACAGACCAUAGAAGCCCAUCAUCAGGCUGGGUUCAGCUGUUCUACUGGAAGACUGACCCAUUUCUUUCUGGCUGUGUUCUUCCUUACUGACUGGAUCAGAAGACAAGUGUAUUUCAGGACAUGCCAACAAGAGGACUUCCAAAGGCACGGGAUGCAGAGACUGCCGGACCAUGUGUGCAAAGAGAACAUGCACACAUAAAUCACGCUGCACAUUUUGUCGAGCUCAUCAUAAAGAGUCUUGAUGGACAGAGAUGCAGUUCUUGCACAUAGUUUUUAUUCCCUGGUGUGAAAGGAGUUGCACAGUGAUCGGACCGGUCCAGGUUGUAUAAUGGACUGAGCUUAGUGUAUGUCUCAUUCACCAUCUGAGGGGAAACCCUCACAACCACCAGAAAACUCAAAACUGAAAACAGAUGUUUAUGUAAAAUUGAUGCUUUACCCCCAGUUUGAGUUGUAACUAAAAUAAGACUGUUCUCUUUUCAGUUUUUUUUUUUUUCUCUCCUUCUGAGUUGUUCAAGUUUGUUUUGUAGCUUCUAGUGUGAUCCUCAGAAUGUAUUUUUUUUAAAUAACUUUUCAGGUUUUGUUUGGUUUCCCUCUUCCGGUUGGAGGAGGGAGAGUUGGAUAAUGCCAUUAAAAACAAAACAAAAAUAAAAGGGAUCUUUAUUGAAGA